Messenger RNA from Candidozyma auris, 522 nucleotides. RefSeq names its product Mg-dependent acid phosphatase. NCBI's taxonomy places the organism in Eukaryota, Fungi, Ascomycota, Pichiomycetes, Serinales, Metschnikowiaceae. Bases 1 to 522 code for a protein of 173 amino acids. Gene Ontology annotation, molecular function: acid phosphatase activity. The transcript has a single exon. The record is from RefSeq and is a predicted model, not a curated record.
AUGUGGCCCAAAGCAAUUGUGUUGGACUUGGACUAUACCAUAUGGCCAUGUUGGUGUGACACACAUCUUUCUUUGCCGUUAUCAAAAGCUCUGAAGACUGGUAUCGAAGAUGGCAGAGGGUUUAAAUUGUACUUAUUUGACGAUGUUAGCUCCAUAGUGAAACUUCUUUCUAAUAGCGGUGUGAUAUUGAUUGCUGCAAGUCGAACAGCAAGACCUGACAUUGCAGAAAAAUUGCUUACGUUAUUUCAUAUAGAUGACAAGCCUUUGAUUAGCUUUUUCCGCUCAUUGCAAUGGGGUCAAGGUUCGAAGAUCAACCACGUGGAAAAGGCUGCAUGUGAACUCCACAUUGAAGAAGAGCUCAGAAGAGGUGAUGUCAUUCUUUUUGAUGACGAAGCACGAAACCGCGAUGUUGAAGAAGUCAACUGCUAUUUCUUUAAAAUUAACCAAAAUGAGGGGUUAACAUUCCCUGUGUUCAAUGAAGCUUUAGAAGUGUGGAGAAAAAGUCGGUUCGGAUGUCUGUAA